Messenger RNA from Epinephelus lanceolatus (giant grouper), 3403 nucleotides. It is a transcript of the gene scd, whose product is annotated as stearoyl-CoA desaturase (delta-9-desaturase). Gene Ontology annotation, molecular function: stearoyl-CoA 9-desaturase activity; palmitoyl-CoA 9-desaturase activity; iron ion binding. Gene Ontology annotation, biological process: response to fatty acid; unsaturated fatty acid biosynthetic process; monounsaturated fatty acid biosynthetic process. The record is from RefSeq and is a predicted model, not a curated record. NCBI's taxonomy places the organism in Eukaryota, Metazoa, Chordata, Actinopteri, Perciformes, Serranidae. Gene Ontology annotation, cellular component: endoplasmic reticulum membrane.
GAUGUCCACUGAGCUCAUUUUUUUUUAACGCCUCGUCACUCGUGUCGCUUUUGUUGAAAUCCACGCGUGAACGCAACUACGCGCGCAGCCUAAUUCACUACAUGUCUAGACAGCUGCGGCGGCUCUCCAGAGGUGGUAAAUAUACAUCUGGCUGCAGAAUGAAUAAAAGGUGAACAGCAGAUAAACCAGCAGCCAAUCACAGCCCGAGCUUGAGGCGGCAUCCGAGCGCUGAUUGGCCAGUCGCACCUCGAGCUCCAGCUCAUAUUGAUGCGUGCGCUGCGGAGCCAACGACUCGUCUGUCUUUCUGGGUUACAGUAGUUUGGGGGUGAAAUACAGCAGCUUCACCUUUAACAGCCGGACUCUCUUUACACUCGUCUUUUUGCAGAGCAUCACCGGACCGCAGCCACGAUGGCGGAGGCGGAGGCGUUGGAGAAGAAGCAGCGCAACUCCAGCAACGGACAUGUUCUCCCAGCAGAAGCCCCCAGAGAAGACGUGUUUGACCACACAUACAAAGAGAAGGAAGGCCCCAAACCUCCCACUAUCAUCGUAUGGAAAAAUGUCUUUCUGAUGUCUCUGUUGCAUAUAGGUGCCCUGUACAGCGUGUUCCUCAUCCCCUCUGCACAUUCUCUGACCUUGCUUUGGUCCGUUCUUUGUUUUUUGAUAAGUGCUUUAGGAGUCACAGCAGGAGCUCACCGCCUGUGGAGUCACAGAUCCUACAAGGCCUCAUUACCUCUGAGGAUCUUUCUCGGGGUUGCUAACUCCAUGGCAUUUCAGAAUGACAUCUUUGAGUGGGCUCGAGACCACAGGGUUCACCACAAAUAUUCAGAGACAGAUGCUGACCCUCACAACGCCGUCCGGGGCUUCUUCUUCGCUCACAUUGGCUGGCUGCUGGUGCGCAAACACCCUGACGUCAUUGAGAAAGGGCGCAAGCUGGAACUCAGCGACCUGACGGCUGACAAAGUCGUAAUGUUUCAGAGGAAGUAUUACAAGCCGUCUGUGCUGCUGAUGUGCUUCUUCGUCCCCAUGUUCGUGCCUUGGUACCUGUGGGGGGAGUCUCUGUGGGUGGCAUACUUCAUCCCGGCUCUGCUGAGGUACACCCUGGUGCUGAACGCCACCUGGUUGGUCAACAGCGCGGCUCACAUGUGGGGAAACAGGCCCUAUGACAAGAACAUCAACCCCAGGGAGAACAAGUUCGUCACGUUCAGCGCUAUAGGUGAGGGAUUCCACAACUACCACCACACGUUCCCCUUUGACUAUGCAACCAGCGAGUUUGGCUGCAAGUUGAACCUUACCACGUGUUUCAUCGACGCCAUGUGCCUCCUGGGCCUGGCCAAGGACCGCAAGAGAGUGUCCCACGAGGUGGUCCUGGCCCGAUUACAGCGCACAGGCGACGGAAGCCACCGGAGUGGCUAAGGUUGACGAAUUGUGGUCAGCUUCAAAGGCUUAAACAAACCGAAACAGAAGAAGCUUCACAGUCCUUUGACAGCUAUACAUUUCUCAUCCUCCGAGGAUUCAUGAGGGCCUUGACCACAUUUUGCUUGUUUUUGUGGUUUUUGUAGCUGUAACUUAACAAAUUGUUCGAGACGGAUAAAAAAAAAAACCAAACACACUUUGCUAAGCUCUUGGCCUUGGUUUCUACUGUCCGGUCGGGCCAAGGUCUUGCAAAGAUGAAUUAGAUUUGAAGUAGAUUCAUUUUAAAAAAGUCGACUUCAUUCUCUGCUGUUUUUUUGCCACUUUUGUGUGCAUCAUUCAUGCAAGGUCAGUCAUGUAGCCGAUCAUUAUUUAUGUAAGUAUUACUCAAUUAUUAAUCAAAACAGAAAAGAAACAAAGCACUGAAAAACAUGGAGGAAGUGAUGAGGUACGAUGCAGAUUGGAGACGGUUGCCUUUAUUGCAGUUUACAGCAAGUUUUUACCGUUCGGAUACACAGUUAAUUCAAUUUUUGAGCGCUUUAAGAUCUGGAGAAAACAAAGGAUGAGGGUUUUUGUUAAAAAGUUGCUGGCUUUAAUGAAACGUGGCACAUGAUGGAAGAGUGAGGGAACCCAGACCUUCUCCUUGUAACUGUACUGAGAGCUGGUACGCCAAAACUGUAUGGAAACAGAGCAUGUUGCGGUGUCUAUUUUGGUUGUCUCAUGCAGAAAACCAAACUUUAAGUCGGUGUAGUAAUUGGAUUAAGUAUUCUCAAAGACUAUAGAAGAGAUGCAUUUAUCGUCAAAUAAAAACUGCCGUAUAAUAUCAACAAUAAAUACAGAUAAAUGUAAUUUUAACUCAGAACCAUGCAGCGUUUAAUUGACUCUUUUUGUGUUUUAAUGAUCAUAGUGCCAAGAGCAUGCCAACUGUCGACAUAUUUAGAGCACACCUGAGUCGAUUUUGCUUCUUCACUCAUUGUGGAAGUUUUUUAACAUGGUGGCAUCAGUGGCUUUGCGUCCUCUACCCCACUUAUCCACAAUCCUUUCGUCCAGAAACAAGCAGAGAUCUCAUUGGCCGACGUCACGUUACAGUUCUGGUGUUACAAAAACAACCCGUGCAUGAUGAUGUUCUGUAGUCGGUGUUGUAGUGAGGUGUUUUAUCAGUGACUCCAAUGGCAGAGCUGUGUCUAUUUUUGUAACGUUAAGUGUGGAGCUGCAUCGCUUUUGGAUCAUCAGAACUGUUGCCGUGGUGAUCUCUGAGACGGGGUCUGGUUUCCCUUCGGCGUCCCACAAAGCUUCAGGUGCAUUGAUGUUUACGCUCAUCUUCUAUUCAGACGCGCGGAAUGCUUAUGUUGUGUUAUUUAUAUGUAUUUAUUUAGUUUUUUUCCUUGUUGACCAAAAAAGUUCUAACCUGAAGAAGAUUUGGCGGUUAAAUAUAUCAAAUUGUUUUCCCCAAGAGUCAGGAUUCAACCUAAUGCCUUAUGACUUGCAUCCAUUCCUGGUUUUCUUCACGUCCUGUCAGUGAAGACAAAAAGGCUCAAAACAGAUCUGACCGUGUUUACAGGCCGAAGCGUUGUUUUUAUUCUGAUAACAUUUUAAUUUAGGCAAACGGUAGCAUGACAACAACAAGGUACUGUAAAUGCAAUCAGAUGCUCGAGGUUCACAGUCGACUAUUUAGAUAACGCCUGGUGCAGAUGUUUAAUCACAAGAUUUAAUUUGCAAAAUACAGGUCAGGCGCUCAUGUGCCAAGUAGUUCCGAUCCAACAAAGGUGCUGUCGUGAGGGACGUGAGAGCGUCGUCAGAGCACUUUGCCAAAACCCCAACAAAAUCCACAAGCCAUGCAAAACAACUCCUGCAGCCCAGAGCGCCCAAAUCAACAUUUUCCUAACAAUGACGUGGAGGAUCAAGAGGUUGUCGGUCUGAAUGAUAACGUCAACUGUAUUCUAUUCUGAAAUAAAAAUUCACAAUAUUUUCAAUACACUCGUAAUUCCAUUAA